AUGACAAUUAAAAAUUUAACAACAUCAUUACCACCAAUGCCAAAAAUUCAAGAAAUUAUUAGAAUUUUUGGAUUAAGUGCAAAACAACAAUUAUCACAAAACUUUUUAAUUGAUAAAAAUAUAACGGAUAAAAUUUGUAAGAAAUCAGGUGGAUUUGAUGAUUGUACAGUUAUAGAAGUUGGUGCAGGACCAGGUGGAUUAACAAGAAGUUUAUUAACAAGUGGAGCGAAAAAAGUAAUAGCAGUAGAGAUGGAUCCAAGAUUUUAUCCAGCAUUGAAAAUGUUAGAAGAAUCAAGUGGAGGUAGAAUGUCAUUAAUUAUGGCCAACAUGAUGGAUGUUGAUGAAGCUAAACUAUUAAGAGAUGCAGGUGCAGAAACCACAAAUUGGAAAGACAAAUCCAAAGUGAAAAUCAUUGGUAAUCUUCCAUUCAACGUUGGUACACAUUUAAUGUUGAAAUGGAUUCGUCAAAUUGCUCCACGUCAAGGACUAUAUGAAUUUGGUAGAGUACCAAUGUAUUUAAUGUUUCAAAAGGAGUUAUCUGAUAGAAUCUGUGCACAAGUAGGCUCAGAAGAAUAUUCACGUCUAUCAGUUAUGGUACAACAAAUGUGUCAACCCUCUAUAGUAUAUUCAAUACCAGGUACCGCAUUUGUACCACCACCAAAAGUUGAUGCAUCAGUGGUUGCAAUUGAACCAAGAAUUUCACCAUUGGGUGAUGAACCAGUUAAAGAUCAUCAUUAUUUCGAAUUUGUAUGUAGAGAAUUAUUCUCUCAAAGACGUAAAAAACUAUCAAAUACAAUUAAAACACUUGGUAAAGAUGCUGAAUCAUUAUUGGGUGAUGAUAUCGAUCCAAAAAUUAGAACUCAAAAUUUACAAAUUGAACAAUUUGUUAAAAUCACUAAUCGUUAUAUAGAAUUUCCAAAUAAAAUUGCAAUUGAUCAUUUAGAAUUUGAAAAUGAUGGUAAAACUAAAAGAAAAGAAGAAAAACUUAAAGAAAGAGUAAAUAAAAUUAAUACAAGAAUUGAAAAAGAAAAGAAAAAACAAGAAUUAAUUCUUGAAGAAAAAAAACUAAAAAAAGAACAAAGAGAAAAAGAAAAACAAGAAUUAAAAGAAAAUUUUGAAAAACAAGAAAUUGAAAUUCAAAAUUUAACUAAAUUUGAUCUUGAAGAUAAAAUUGAUAAUGAAAAGGAAGAAGAAGAAGAAGAAAUUAAUAAUAGUCUAUUAGAUUCUUAUAAAUAUCAAUUAAAAGAAGCAUUAGAAAAGAAAGAAAAAAUUGAUUUAUUAAAACAAAAGAAAUUAGAAAAUAAAGAUAUUAUUGAUCAAGAUCAAUUAAAAAAUCAAUAUCAUCAACAAAAUAAUAAUAAUAAAUCUUAUAAUAUUGAUGAUAUUGAUCUUGAUGAUGAUGAUGAUGGUGAAAAUAUAGAUUAUGAUCAAUUUUUAAAUGAACAUUUUAAAAAAUAA
This is a messenger RNA of Dictyostelium discoideum AX4, 1458 nucleotides long. RefSeq lists its product as hypothetical. Lineage: Eukaryota; Evosea; Eumycetozoa; Dictyosteliales; Dictyosteliaceae. Gene Ontology annotation, biological process: rRNA modification; rRNA processing; rRNA methylation. Bases 1 to 1458 code for a protein of 485 amino acids. Gene Ontology annotation, cellular component: mitochondrion. The record is from RefSeq and is a predicted model, not a curated record. Gene Ontology annotation, molecular function: RNA binding; rRNA (adenine-N6,N6-)-dimethyltransferase activity. The transcript has a single exon.